AUGCAAGAAGAAGAUUCCAGGAGAAGCAGGCCCACUUGAAACGGAGAGAUGAAGUGGAAAGCUUUCCAUCUCAUUUUUCAUCUCUCCGUCUUUACUGGGGUAUCACCCGUAGCGUCACCGUGAACUCCUCCCCCCAACUUGCUAAACGGUAUCUCUCUCUCUCUCUCUCUCUCUCUCUCUCUCUCUCUCUCUCUCUCUCUCUCUCUCUCUCUCUCUCUCUCUCUCUCUCUCUCUCCCUCUCUCUCCCCCCUCUCUCUCUCCCCCCUCUCUCCCUCUCUCUCCCUCUCUCUCUCUCUCUCUCCUCUCUCUCUUCUCCCUCUCUCUCUCUCUCUCUCUCUCUUUCUCCCUCUCUUUCUCCCUCUCUCUCCUCCUCUCUCCCUCUCUCUCUCUCUCCCUCAUUCUCUCUCCCCACUCUCUCUCUCCUUUCUCACUCUCUCUCUCCUCUCUCUCUCCCCCCUCUCUCUCUCUCUUUCUCCUCUCUCUUUCUCUCUCUCUCUCUCUCUCUCUCUCUCUCUCUCUCUCUCUCUCUCUCUCUCUCUCUCUCUCUCUCUCUCUCUCUCUCUCUCUCCCUCUCCCUCUCCCUCUCCCUCUCUCUCUCCUCCCCUCUCUCUCUCUCUCUCUCUCUCCCUCUCUCUCUCUCGCUUUCUCCCACUCUCUCUCUCUCCUCUCUCCCCUCUCUCUCUCUCUUUCUCCCUCUCUCUCUCUCUCUUUCUCUCUCUUUCUCUCUCUUUCUCUCUCUCUCUCUCUCUCUCUCUCUCUCUCUCUCUCUUUCCCUCUCCCUCUCCCUCUCCCUCUCUCUCUCCCCCUCUCUCUCUCUCUCUCUCUCCUCUCUCUCUCCUUUCCUCAUCUCUCCCUCCUCUCUCUCCCUCUCUCGUCUCCUCAUCUCUCUCUCUCUCUCUCUCUCUCUCUCUCUCUCUCUCUCUCUCUCUCUCUCUCUCUCUCUCUCUCUCUUCCUCUCCCUCUCCCCUCUCCCUCUCCCUCUCCCUCUCCCUCUCUCUCUCCCCCUCUCUCUCUCUCUCUCUCCCCCUCUCUCUCUCGCUUUUUUCUCCCCCCCUCUCUCUCCCUCUCUCUCUCUCCCUCUGUCUCUCUCCCUCUCCCUCUCUCUCCCUCUCGCUCUCUCCCUCCCUCUCUCUCCCUCUCGCUCUCUCCCUCCCUCUCUCUCCCUCUCGCUCUCUCCCUCCCUCUCUCUCUCCCUCUCUCUCUCUCUCUUUCUCUCUCUCUCUCUCUCUCUCCCCCCUCUCUCUCUAUUUCUCUCUCUCUCCCUCUAUCUCUCUCUCUCUCUCUCUCUCUCUCCUCCCCCUCUCUCUCUAUCUCUCUCUCUCCCCUCUCUGGUCUCUUCUUUCCAACCUAUUUAUAAGCUGACAUCCUCAAGCGCUCUGUUUUUCUUCUCUCCAUAGGGAAAAAUUAUACCCCUCCCUCUUCGCAUUUUUCUCUCUAACCCGCAUGCUUGGGUGUCGAAUUCUCCGCCGCUAGCGCGGCGACUGACUCAGCGCCUCCCCUCCCGGCUCAAUCAUGCCGUUUAGCUCGUUCUCGACGAAGCAACGCGGCCCUCCUCCACCGGAGACGAGUGCGAGCCAGCCGAUCCCGCCGGAGAGCCUCCGGAAGGUCCACCGCGAAUACAAGUGAGAGCGAAGCCUGAAACAUGUCCGAAGAGUCCCUCUCCUUUCCUCGCUUCUCUCUCUUAAUCUGUGUUUUUCUUCCAUGAAAGGGUCUUCGUGAGCACCUGGAACGUCGGCGGCGUCCUCCCUGACGGCGAUCUCCGGCUCGACGACUGGUUGGACGCCGGAAACACCUACGACGUCUACGUUCUCGGGUACUUCUCCGGCCCCUUUACGACCGCCCUGUUCGCUCCCAAAUUCCAGGAGGUUUCUCCGUUAACAGUUUCUUCCCUGCAGAUUCCAGGAGGCGGUGCCGUUGACUCCUAAGAACGUGAUCUCCCCAGAGAGGAGGCCGUUGUCUAGGUGGAACUCCCUGAUCAAGGCGGCAUUGAACCGAUCAUCAUCAUCUUCUUCUUAUUUUUCGUCGUCAUCGUCUUCCUUACCUCCAACGGGGGAGAGGCAGAAGAUCCACCCCGUGAAGGAUGGCCCCACCCCAUCGAGGAGCUCCUCCCAUGCCUCGCCGGAGUUCCUCUGCGUGGCCAGCAAGCAGAUGGUAGGGAUCCUGGUCUCCGUGUGGGUGAGAUCAACCCUCCGGCGGCGCCUCCACCACCUCAGCGUCUCCUCCGUCGGCUGCGGCGUCAUGGGUUUCAUGGGCAACAAGGUCAGCGCCGCCCCCCGGCCAUAGAUUCCCUAGCCAUCUGAAAUGAGGUUGACGUCUGAGCUCCAUCGCAGGGCUCGGUCUCCGUGAGCUUCCUCCUCCACAACACGAGCUUCUGCUUCGUCUGCUGCCACCUGGCCUCCGGGGGAAAGGAAGGCGACGAGCGCCGUCGCAACUGCGACGCCGGAAAGAUCCUCUCCUGGACCACCUUCCGCCGCCGCUGCCGCCCGCGGAGAAUCCUAGACCACGAGUGAGUACCCAAAGAUCAAUGCCCCGUCCAUUGUAUCAAGACCAAUUCCGAUCGAACAGUAUAUUAUUCGGAUGAUCUACUAGAGUUAUUUUCCAACGUGGGAUUAUUCUGACAGCCAGAUUAUACUCCUGGGAGACCUGAACUAUAGAGUCUCCCUCCCGGAAGCCGCCGCAAGGAACCUGGCGAGGAAGAAGGAAUGGGGAGAGUUGCUGCAGAGGGACCAGGUGAGCCCUCGAAAGAGGUUCUGAGAGGCCGGUCCUCGUCAUGGCCUUCCGAGUUCUGAGUUCAUUGGACUUGCAGCUGGCGGCGGAGGUCUCCGACGGCGGCGUCUUCGAAGGCUGGAGCGAAGGAGACGUCAGCUUCCUGCCCACGUACAAGUACUAUCGUAACUCCGACGAUUACUACGGCUGCGUCCAAGGAAGGAAGGGCGAGAACAAGCGAGCUCCCGCAUGGUGAACUCUCUCUCUCUCUCUCUCUCUCUCUCUCUCUCUCUCUCUCUCUCUCUCUCUCUCUCUCUCUUCUCUCUCUCUCUCUCUCUCUCUCUCUCUCUCUCUCUCUCUCUCCCUCUCUCUCUCUCUCUCUCUCUCUCUCUCCCUCUCUCUCUCUCUCCAUAUAUAUAUGUGCAUAGAGUAGAGAACAGGAGAGGAGAGCAUUGUCGGGUUUGACUCGUGGAUAUUUCAAAUUAGCCCCUUUAGAUUAAGGUAUAUAGACAGUUAUUACUUAUAUUUGGGUAGAGUAAAAUUUUUUGACUCAACGGUGUGGAUCGUCGGCGCAGGUGCGAUCGGAUCCUUUGGCGGGGGAUGGGCCUGAGGCAGAUCCGAUAUGAUCGAUUCGAGUCCAGAUUAUCGGAUCACAGACCCGUUAGGGCGGUGUUCGUCGCCGAGGUGAGAGAAGACCCGAUAAGGGAAUUACCGGGUCGGAUCCCUAAAGCGCGAGGGCAACCCCUCCUUUCCCUGAUCUCCUCUCCGCCGUCCGAUCUACUCGCCCCAUCGAUCCACAAGUGCCCUUGA
This is a messenger RNA of Spirodela intermedia, 3516 nucleotides long. NCBI's taxonomy places the organism in Eukaryota, Viridiplantae, Streptophyta, Magnoliopsida, Alismatales, Araceae. The record is from the annotation of a GenBank genome assembly.